AUGCCUGACCCUGCUGCAGAGUUCAGGCCCGGACAGCAGGUCUGGCUGAAGCACAGAGCAAACAGGAACGAGAUUCAUGGCCCCACAAACCCAACUGGGCACGGGGGAAGUUCCCAACUGCCUCUCUUUUACUUCUUGUUUUUGCCUUGUUUUUUUCCCAGUGCAAAUAACUUUGCCAUGAAGGGGAAGAGGAAAACGCUGAAUGCUGGUGACGUGCUCUCUGCCAUGGAGGAGAUGGAGUUCCAGAGGUUCAUGGUCCCUCUGAAGGAAUCUCUGGAAGUUUACAGGCGGGAGCAGAAGGGCAAGAAGGAAGCCAGGAAGGACAAAGACAAGAAGGCAGACUCAGAGGAGCAGGAUAAAAGCCGAGAGGAAGACAAUGAUGACGAUGAUGAGAGGAUGGAGGAGGAAGAGCAGAACGACGAGGAGGAGGUGGACAACUGAGCUGGCUGAGAGGGGCUGGGCUGUGUGCAGAGGGAUAUAAACACUGUAAAUCAAC
Empidonax traillii (willow flycatcher) is the source of this 496-nucleotide messenger RNA. RefSeq names its product DNA polymerase epsilon 3, accessory subunit (gene POLE3). Bases 1 to 441 code for a protein of 146 amino acids. The record is from RefSeq and is a predicted model, not a curated record. Gene Ontology annotation, cellular component: CHRAC; epsilon DNA polymerase complex. Gene Ontology annotation, molecular function: chromatin DNA binding; protein heterodimerization activity. NCBI's taxonomy places the organism in Eukaryota, Metazoa, Chordata, Aves, Passeriformes, Tyrannidae. The transcript has 3 exons. Gene Ontology annotation, biological process: leading strand elongation; heterochromatin formation; DNA damage response.